Messenger RNA from Rotaria sp. Silwood2, 4143 nucleotides. The record is from the annotation of a GenBank genome assembly. NCBI's taxonomy places the organism in Eukaryota, Metazoa, Rotifera, Eurotatoria, Philodinida, Philodinidae.
AUGUCAAACAAGAAUGUAGCACCAAAUGGUACUUAUUUGCCCGAUAAACUAUUAGUGAAAGAUUGUCGUGAUGUAGAAUUAACAUAUUUAAAAAAGAUUAACAAUGAAUAUUCGUCAAUGUUAUCCCCUUGUGUAAGUGAACAAGGUGAAAAAAGGGGUAGGACAUCAAGUGAUAAUGAAUAUGAUCUUCAAUUUAAUGGUCAUGAAACACCAAAAAGAACAAGAUCAGUUCAACGAAAACCACGUACAAUUACCAAUUCUUCUUAUUUAACGACAGCUAUAACCACAACCAAUAAAAAUUUUUCUCAUCGGAGAGUGGACGAUGUUAACAACCAGUUACUUAAUAAACAGAAAGAUACAAUGGCUAAUUCUGAAGGGAAUUAUAAUAAUAAAUUUAAGAUUACAAAUGAUGCGGUUUCAUAUUCAGUUGAUCAAUUUCUUCCACCUAUUAAAAUUAUAUGCGACCCAAAAGUAAAUGAACAUAAAGACGGUGCGAAGAUUAUCAAGGAAUUAUUCAAAGUCAUUGUUGAUGAUUUUAAACAAGUUAAUCCGAAACACAAUGAAGUUAUUGGAUUUGAAUCGUGGUAUAUUGACAUUAACGGAAAUUUACAAUGUAUUACUCGUGAUGUCGAAUUAUUUAUCUAUUUAUGUGAUGUUAAACAUAUUCCUAAUAUGAUAUUGGAUACAAAAAUAACGGUGGUUUUACCAAAACAUUUACCUAGCCAACGUUCUGUUAUUAUUAAAGGUGUACCUAUCACAUUUAGUACUGAUGAUGUUAAAAAUGAAAUUAUGAAUAAAUAUAAAUCAGUGUAUUCAAUUAUUGAAUUAAUAGGUACAAAUAAUGGUAAAACACGUUAUCUACGACUGGAUUUAACUGAUACGAAUGAAUAUAAACAAUUACUUAAUUCUGGAUUAAUAUGUAUUGAUGGUCAAUGCUUACAUGUCUUUGAAUAUCUUGCAGCACCUCGUGUUCUUUUCUGCUCAAUGUGUAACCUUCCUGGUCACAGCAGAAAGUAUUGUAAUUUUACAUUUGAUCGUUGUAGGAGAUGUGGUGAAGAUAGGAAAAAUGGAGAUCAUAAAAACUGUACCAUUAGUUGUCAUAAUUGUAAGGAGGAACAUGUUUCCACUGAUUUUAGAUGUCAAACUGUUCAAAAUUACCGUCGUGAUCUUAUACAUUAUCUAAAGCAGCAUCCCGAAAGAUUGCCCAUGGAUACACAUUUUUUUAUUCCUUCUCAAUAUCGUUCAUAUGGUGAAAGUGUUUUGUAUAAUAGACGUUCAUAUCCACAAUUGAUGACUAUGCCACCUAAUAAGAACAACCAGCUCACGAACGAUGAGUGGCCUUCUUUACCACCUCCUGCACGUUCCACAAUCAAUUAUUCUAACUUCACAAGAUCAUCUUCAUCAGAUCCUAUUAAAAAUUUACAAAUACAACUAAAUCAUUUAGAUAAAUGCUGUUCUAUUGAUAAAAAAAAAUAUGAAAAGAUAAAUAUGGAAAUAAAAUCACAACUUAAUGAAAGUUUAGCACAACUAAAAUCAUUAAAUAUCUGCUUUUCUACCAUCAUCCAACGUCAAAAUGAAACUAUUAUUAUGCUUAAAGAUACUAUUAAUGAAUGUUUAGAAAUUAAUAAAUACACCAUCCAAGCUGUAUGUUUAAUGAUGACAAAAUCAAGUGAUCAACAAUAUGAAGGGAUCAUACAACAAAUAUCUAAUAUUCCAAUUGCUGAACGUCAGUCUACAAUAGAUAAAAUAUUCUCAACUUAUACACCUCUUAUUGAUGAACUUACGUCGAAGAUUGUGGCAAUUACAAAACAAAUGCAAAUAUGUAUUCUUACUGAAAUUGGAAAAGCUGUAAUGAAGAAAAUUCCUCAAUUUCCUGACUAUAAUAUUAUACUUCAAGAAGGAACGAAUGCCUUUGGAGGUGUUGCUUUUUUGAUACAUAAAUCGAUUAAAUAUAAAAUAGUAACCAGGGAAUUGAAUUUUCUCCUAAUAGAAAUUGAAACAAUACCUGAACCAACUUGCGUUGGUGCUGUAUAUGUACCUCCUGGUUCAACCCCUCCAUUCCAAUUUUUUACGAAGUGUAGUAAUAAAGCUUUUUGUAUCUUUGGAGACUUCAAUGCUAAGCACACCGACUGGGGAUGUGAAGGAAAUAAUGGUAGUGGAAAUCAGAUCGUUUCAUGGUUGGAAUUAACAGGAAAUGAAAUGAUUAUACCUGAUAAACCAACCUCGCGGAGGUCCAAAUCUAUAAUCGAUUUCGGAUUAACGCAUGAUGCCACUGGCUGGCACACUGAAGUGAUUGAAGAUGGUACUUCUGAUCACCUUCCUAUAUUAUUACAAUCCCCUCUUUGUGUCCCUUUAUCAGCAGUAUUUAAAAAAACCAAUUGGAAGAUUUUUAUAUUCUUUCUUAAAACUGUGUAUGAAUAUUGGUUAUCUCUUGUAUACAACUAUGACGAACAAUUCUUUUUUAUUCAGUUUUCUGAAUUUCUAGCAAGUCUUUGGGAUAGAUGUAGUACUUACGAAUCUGCAAGGCGAUAUCGACCACCAUGGCCACCACACCUAGUUGCUCUUGCUCGUGAAGUAAAAGCUCUAUUUAUUGACGAACGAUCUCAAUUAACUCAACAGAAGUAUGAAUCUAAACGUGAAUGGAUAUUGAAGGACCAGAACAUUUGGAAUUUUGUUCGUCCUACAUUCCACUCGCUCUCUUCCCCAUUUCGUGGAUUAACUGUUAACUCAGGUAUUAUGAAAAAUCCUAAGGAUAUAGUUGACACAUUAGCUAAUCAUUAUGAACGACAUUUCGCAGAACCUACACCUGAUAUGAACAACGUAAUACAACAAAAAUAUAUAUCUAUUUAUGAUAAAAUCGCUCUUUUGCCCAAUAUUCCAUUAGAUCCAAUACCAAUAAAUGAAGUAAUUAAGGAGUGGAGAAAAAUGUCCUCGAAAAAAUCUACGGAUAGUGUUGGUACAUCAGCUUUCCUAUUGAAAAAACUUCCUGAACAAUAUUUGAACAUAAUGACAGUAUUGUUCAAUAAGUGCUCUGAUAAAGGUGAUUUUUUUUUGGCUGCAAAACAUGCCAAAUUAAUAUGCAUCCCUAAAGAAGCAUUUAAAACGAUUAAGAUGCGAGAUAUCAAAAUACGCCGAAGAAUUUUCCUUUCAUAUGCUCUUCCACAUUACUUAUGGUUAUUUUNUAAUCCGAAACACAAUGAAGUUAUUGGAUUUGAAUCGUGGUAUAUUGACAUUAACGGAAAUUUACAAUGUAUUACUCGUGAUGUCAAAUUAUUUAUCUAUUUAUGUGAUGUUAAACAUAUUCCUAAUAUGAUAUUGGAUACAAAAAUAACGGUGGUUUUACCAAAACAUUUACCUAGCCAACGUUCUGUUAUUAUUAAAGGUGUACCUAUCACAUUUAGUAUUGAUGAUGUUAAAAAUGAAAUUAUGAAUAAAUAUAAAUCAAUGUAUUCAAUUAUUGAAUUAAUAGGUACAAAUAAUGGUAAAACACGUUAUCUACGACUUGAUCUAACUGAUACGAAUGAAUAUAAACAAUUACUUAAUUCUGGAUUAAUAUAUAUUGAUGGUCAAUGUUUACAUGUCUUUGAAUAUCUUGCAGCACCUCGUGUUCUUUUCUGCUCAAUGUGUAACCUUCCUGGUCAUAACAGAAAGUAUUGUAAUUUUACAUUUGAUCGUUGUAGGAGAUGUGGUAAAGAUAGGAAAAAUAGAGACCAUAAAAACUGUGCCAUUAGUUGUCAUAAUUGUAAGGGAGAACAUGUUUCCACUAAUUUUAGAUGUCAAACUGUUCAAAAUUACCGUCGUGAUCUUAUACAUUAUCUGAAGCAGCAUCCCGAAAGAUUGCCUAUGGAUACACAUUUUUUUAUUCCUUCUCAAUAUCGUUCAUAUGGUGAAAGUGUUUUGUAUAAUAGACGUUCAUAUCCUCAACUGAUGACUAUGCCACCUAAUAGGAACUACCAGCUCACCAACGAUGAGUGGCCUUCUUUACCACCUCCUGCACGUUCCACCAUCAAUUAUUCUAACUUCACAAGAUCAUCUUCAUCAGAUCCUAUUAAAAAUUUACAAAUACAACUAAAUCAUUUAGAUAAAUGCUGUUCUAUUGAUGAAAAAAAAUAUGAAAAGAUAAAUAUGGAAAUAAAAUCAUAA